AUGAAUCGGCAAUUCAGUUCCAGAUCAUUUUCAGCGGGGGGAAGGAGGAACUACUCUGUCUCCAACAGUGGCUUCCGAGUGGGCAACAGCUCAACCUCUGUCAUCGGAGGAGUGGGAUCUUUUGGUGGUGGCUUUGGCAGCAGAAGUCUCUACAACGUUGGUGGAAGCAAGCGGAUCUCUAUGGGCCUAGCUUCCGGUGGUGGUGGAGGAGCUCACUAUGGAAGAAGCUUGGGUGGUGGUCUGGGAUUCAGCAGUUAUAGCACAGGAUAUGGAGGUUAUGGUGGCGGGGUUGCCCUUGGCAGUGGCAUUGGCCUAGGUAGUCAUGUUGGAGGCUUUGGUGGUGGUGGUGGAGGAGGAUAUGCACUUUCAGGCUCAAUGCCUUGCCCACCACCUGGGCGAAUCCACAACGUCAUAGUGAAUAAGAACUUACUGACUCCUCUGCAUGUGGAGGUCGAUCCUGAGAUUCAGAGGGUCCGGGUGCAAGAGAGGGAACAGAUUAAGACCCUCAACAACAAGUUUGCCUCUUUCAUUGACAAGGUGCGAUUCCUUGAGCAACAGAACAAAGUCCUGGAAACCAAAUGGGAUCUUCUGUACCAACAAGGCUCUCCAGCACUAAGGGACAAUCUUGAACCUAUUUAUGAGGCUUACAUUGAAACUCUUCGAAGGCAGUUUGACAGCCUCUGCAAUGAUAAAAACCACCUGGACAUAGAACUGAAGAACACCCAAGAGCUUGUGGAAGAUUUCAAGAACAAAUAUGAGGAUGAAAUUAACAAACGGACAGCUUGUGAAAAUGAUUUUGUGGUGCUCAAAAAGGAUGUGGACAGCUCAUAUAUGCACAAAAUUGAUCUGGGAUCCAAGUCUGACUCCUUGACUCAAUAUAUCCAGUUCUUAAGAGCGCUCUUUGAUGCGGAGCUGGCUCAGCUGCACUCCCAGGUUAAAGAGACGAACGUUAUUCUGCAAAUGGACAACAACCGAGAUCUGGACCUCAACAGCAUCAUUGCUGAAGUCAAAGCUCAGUAUGAAGACAUUGCCAAUCGGAGCAGAGCUGAGGCCGAGGCGUGGUAUCAAUCUAAGUUCCAAGAAUUGCAAAGUACAGCUUUCAAACAUGGAGAUGACUUGAAAUCAACCAAAGAUGAGAUUGCAGAUAUGAGCCGGUUGGUCCAAAGACUUCGCUCUGAAAUUGAAAUUUUGAAGAAAGCAAUUGCCAGCCUGCAGUCCAACUUAGCGGAAGCUGAGCAACGUGGGGAGUUAGCCCUGAAAGAUGCUCGGACAAAGUUGCUUGACCUCCAGACUGCCCUAACAACAGCAAAGGAUGAGCUGGCUCGCCUGCUGCGGGAUUAUCAAGAAUUGAUGAAUGUGAAGCUGGCCUUGGAUGUUGAGAUUGCUACAUACAGGACUCUGUUAGAGGGAGAGGAAUGCCGGAUGUCGGGAGAAUUUGAAACCCCUGUUAAUAUCUCUGUGAUCAGCAGCUCGAGCACCAUCAGUGGUGCAGGAGCCGGAGGAUAUAGUGUCGGUGGGGGAUCUGGCUACGGAGCCGGAGGAGGAGCUGGAUAUACUAUUGGUGGAGGAGCCGGUGGAUUAAGCCUUGGUGGUGGUGGAGGCGGCGGCGGCGGUCAUAGCCAUGUUAGUGUUGGAGGAGGAAAAAUGAGCCGGUUUAGUAGUGGGGGCAGCUUAAGUGGAUCUGGAAGCCUCACAGGGGGCGGAUACACCUAUGGUGGGGGGAGUUCAAGCAUGAAGAUUGUAUCGUCCACAAGCUCCUCAAGCAAGAGAAUAAUCAGCUAAGGUUUCCAAAAGCAGAGGUCACUUCCUGCUUCAAGAAACAGAAGAGUCUCUUGUUAUCCCAUACCCAACCAACACACCAUACAGUACUUUCUGAAAAUUAAGUGUGCCCUCAAUUGCCCAUACUUCUGCUACAGUGAUCACACAAUCCUCUACAUUUACAGGGUAAAUGGCUUCUUGGGAUGACACUUGUAAGCCUAAAGUAUGAUCAGGAAGUUGAUCUAAUAUUGCAGCCCUUCCAAGUUCUAGGUGGAUGAUCACAUACUUGGAAACUUCCUCUCUCUUUUGCUUUCUAAAAGGAUGUAUGUAUGCAUGCAACAAGACCAGUGUGUCAGGGCUUCGAGCCCACUUUUCCCCCUGGCAUGCUAGUUUUGCAUGAACAGGCAUGUUUUCUGAUCAAUGACAGAAGCAUUUCAAUCAUGUAAUCAUCCACCUGCAGGCUCAGAAGUGGCCCAUCCCAGAAAGGCAGAAGAUGCGAGUUGAUGUGAUUGUUCUGACUGUAUGUGUUUCACCCCAUCUGUCUUCUUACACGCUCUGCUGCAUAGACCAUUGUAAUUUCCCUGCACCCUCACGUUGUUGGGUUAGUGCUUCUGUGAAUGGAAUGGUGCUUCACAUAUUUCCUUCCUCCGUGUGGUCAGCGGUACUGUUGCAUAACUCUAUAGGAAGCAGGUAACAUAGCUUGUCUCUUGGCUUCUCUGCUUCAGUGGCUUUGCCCAUCUUCUUGUCACAAAGAGAAUACACUAAAUUGCAGAUGAGGAACAGGAGCACCAAACUAGACAUACUACUUUUAUAAGCUCUGUUUAAAAGAUCACUUUAUUGUACAUCCGCUGUUAAAUUUUAAUGUACAGUAGUUCGUGUGAUUAUACCAGCCUCUAAAGUUGUUAACAAAAAGCAAAAUGUAAAGUUCCGGCAAUACCUCGUGGAAUUAUCUCUCGUGUCAA
Messenger RNA from Pseudonaja textilis, 2720 nucleotides. RefSeq names its product keratin, type II cytoskeletal 75-like. Gene Ontology annotation, molecular function: structural constituent of skin epidermis. Lineage: Eukaryota; Metazoa; Chordata; Lepidosauria; Squamata; Elapidae. Gene Ontology annotation, biological process: intermediate filament organization; keratinization. The record is from RefSeq and is a predicted model, not a curated record. Gene Ontology annotation, cellular component: keratin filament.